GCCAGCAGUGCGCUCGUGUUUUUGCGAUAAAAACGUGAAAAACAUUGAAAAAGUUGCGGUGCACCAAUGCAGGGACACCUUUUUAAUUAAUUGAUGCUCGCAUAAAUUAAAAGAAAAAAAUAUAAAUAAAAACGGAUGAACCCCUGCAUGAUGAGAAAAAUGUUGGUACUUGCAUUCAUAUCGCUGGUAAUGGCGCGUGUGGCGGUGAGGGGAGACUUCUCCGAUGAGGAGAUGAACAGCCUCAGGGAUACGGCAGAUGUCAAACGGACGAACGAUGAAAAGCCCGUUAUCGAGGACAAAGGACUUGCUAUACAGGUUGAGAAGGAGGAUGUACUUGAAAUGACAGAGUGUUUUAAAGCACGAUUGGAAAUUUCAAAUGCGAAGCUGACGAAAAUUGCCGCCGAUCUGGAGAAGAAGAAGGACGAGUCUACCAUUGAGCAGAUCGAAGCGGGCAAGAAAACUUUCUUCGUUUUCUUUGCCGAUCAGAUCACGAACGAGCAGAAGCAGCAGAUCAUGAAAGUAAUGGAGGACGACAUCCCGUAUUUCAUGUCAAACGAUAAGAAAUUGGCAAAGAGCCUCAAUGUCACAUAUCCGGGUGUGUACGCAUACAAUGCCACUGAGAAUAUGAGCUACAGAACAAAGUUGGACCAUUCAUUCGGUACCGUUAUGGCACCCGUUCUAUCUGUCUUGACCUCAGAGGGUAUACGGCACAUCGAUGAGAGCAAAUUGCCUGCAUUUUACAUCUUCUACACCGGUUCGCAAGACAAGCAACUCAAGGAUGAGCUCAAAUCUAUUGCGACAGAUCUGCGAGACAAGUACAAGUUCGGCAUGCUGAAGUACAUCCCGGGAAGGACCGAUCUGAACCACUUCAAAGUCAACGAGGAGCAGAUGCCCGCUCUCGUUCACUUGGUUGAAGGAAAGAAACACAGACUGGUGAACGUGACCAAAGAUAAUCUCACACAGUUUUUAAGCGAUUACGAGAAAGGCCUUUUGAUGCCUUUUGUUCGUUCUGAGCCUGUUCCUCAAGAGCAGAAGGAUCUCAUAAAGGUUGUUGGUACCACGCAUAAUGACUUUGUGCGUGAUGAGAAGCGCGAUGUCUUUAUUGUAUACGGAUCCGAGACGUGUCCACACUGCAUCUCGCUUUUGCCCACGAUCGAGAAACUUGCUGAGAGAACAAGGGACAACAGCAAGGUGAAGGUAGGAUACAUUAAUCUGUACGAGAACGACGUACCUGAUGUGAACAUCAAGGCGUUCCCCACGAUAAUGUUAUACGCGGCAGGCAAGGAUGAACCGGUCGAGUACAAGGAGUUCAGCAGAACGGAGGAGGAUUUCACUAAUUUUAUCAAAACAAACGGCUCAUUGAAUGUUGAUCUCACCAAGACUGGACAGAACGUGUCCGAGAAGGAUCUCAAGGAUGAGGCUGAGAAGAAGGAGCUUGAGAAGAAGAUUGAGGAUGUUAAGAGCGAGAUCAAGGAGAAGGUCGAGGCUGUCAAACAAGAGCUAUAAUUCUAUUAAAGUUAGGUUUAAGAACUUUUCGGUUUGUCAGAGUCACUCUUUUGAGCUAAGCCCAUGUGGUUUAUUCUCCGACUGAUUACAGUGAGAAUAGCAUUGUGAUGUUGUGCAAAGAGGCAAUAAACGUAUUUUGGGUAAAAAAAUGACGGUUAGCGGGUAGGAAGGCAUUUAUAGCGUGGUUCUUCUUCAGAAAUGGAAUUGGCGUAUUUUUGAGCGCACGAUGCACCACACGUAGAGAAAAGGACAUGGCUGUAACGAGACUACAAGAUGGAUUGGCACAUUGAUUGGUAACUGAGAUGCGGUGAUGAUCUUCCAUGGAUGUGCUUGUCCUUGAUGUGACGUGUUAUUGCGGUUUGCAAGGGCUGAACAACCCAUUCAUAUAGGAGAUAUCGCACAGGUACAACAUUAAACAAACAAAACGUGGAUGAAAGGUUGUUUCCUGCUGUGAGAAGACGAGGUGUAUGGACAAAAAAUAAUGUGCGCGUUGUUCGUGGAUCGAGUGCGAUAUUUUUGCGGUUGGUAUGCACCAGUAGAUGCAUGACAAGCGAUUCCAGAAGUGUGAGUUUUAUUGUAAUACCUCUGCUAUCUUAGAAAAUUGUCGUUGCUGAUCAUACAAGUUGAAUAGACCGCGUUAAUAAAAUGCGUAUCGACACCUGUUCCUCUUGUAGCGCAUCAAAAAUGGAAAUGUUGGAUUGUUCUUACGGGAGAAAACGCUCAUUUUGUGGAAAGAAUGAGAGGAACACCGCGUGAUAUUUUUAUGGACGCGCACAGAGUGAGACGAAUGGCGAAUGCAUUUCAGAAUGCUUAUCAAAAAUUAUAUGUAAAACCGAAUAUGGCUUUCCACACCAAUGGGAAUGGUUCAUCAUACUGCUUCUAGGUAGAGAGUUGCACACAGGUCAUGAUUCGUGCGUAGAGAUCAUUUUUAUAGUUGGUGCAUGCCUUUCUGCUGCAGCAAAAAUGCGUGCUCAGCUGUCGCACGGAUUAAAACGUUCAUUUUUCUUGGUGCCAAAGGUUAGUGGCUGCAAUACAAACUUCCUGCAAAUUAGAAAAACGUGUUCGUUUGGGUGGUGUGGUAUGUGAGGCAAUCAAAGAACGUAGUUCCAUAAAAAACGCCAAAAGUACUGCACUCGUAACACGAUGCACUACCGGUUGAUAAACAUGGAGGAACACUAUCCCAACAUGUAAAAAGUAGAGGAGUAGCGGUUCGUUAGCAUGCCUCAUCAAUAUAUGUUCAAUGCGCCUCCUGUUUUUAUAAUGGUAUCACAGCUAAUUUAAUAAAAAAAUAUUACCCCGUCU
Vavraia culicis subsp. floridensis is the source of this 2808-nucleotide messenger RNA. RefSeq lists its product as uncharacterized. The transcript has a single exon. Bases 136 to 1506 code for a protein of 456 amino acids. Gene Ontology annotation, cellular component: endoplasmic reticulum. The record is from RefSeq and is a predicted model, not a curated record. Gene Ontology annotation, biological process: response to endoplasmic reticulum stress; protein folding. Lineage: Eukaryota; Fungi; Microsporidia; Pleistophoridae. Gene Ontology annotation, molecular function: protein disulfide isomerase activity.